Molecule: messenger RNA, 2829 nt
Organism: Suillus fuscotomentosus
Lineage: Eukaryota; Fungi; Basidiomycota; Agaricomycetes; Boletales; Suillaceae
Exons: 9
Coding region: 1-2829 (942 amino acids)
Source: RefSeq, a predicted model, not a curated record
AUGCCCAAAAAAACGAAAGGAGGAGGCAGCAAGACUGCCAAUGCAGAGGACGGAGAAAUGACGAAUCUCCACCUCGACACCAGACCCUUAGAACCGCUGGUACUUGACAAUGAUGUUGCCAAGAUGAUGCAGAAGUUGGAUACCCAGGUCGGCAAAUGCAAAGCGGGAGUUGCAUGGAUCAAUAUACUCGCACUCAGCAAGAGAUUGAAGUUUGGGACCUAUAAUGAUAGGGCCGAGAACGAAACAGAAACUAACAAAUUAGUGACGUCUUUUCGCGAUGGGAUCAUGUCCAUGAAGGACCAGACAGCGAUUCCGAUCAUCAUCGAUAUCGCACGCAUCAAAAAUGCAGACUCGUUGUCGAAGGAUUUCCUUGAUCCGGGGGAUGUACCUGAACUCGAACUCGUCGACAAAGACCCUAUCGUGGUCGCAUCGGGACAGCACCGACUUGCUGCCUUAGUGAAAUUCAAACAACAGCUAGACGAUGAGUUCAACGUACUGGCGAAGAAACGGGAUAAAUUUAGGGCCAUGGACAAAAUAAGCGCGGACCAAAUGGACACGUACAACAAGGUCCAGUUCGAUAUGCGCGUCAUCAUGGGGAUCACGGAGAGUGUUGGAAAAUGGGGGGUGGUCGUAUAUAAUCAAAGGAAACUGUUAGCGAAGGGUAACGAUGACCUGGCUACUCAUCUGAGUCGCAACAAUGCGUUGCCCGAGUACGGGGAGACCGACGAAGAGGUCAUAAUAACUGCGUUCAAGAGGAUGUUAGUAGCCUACGACGCGGCACCAGAAGAGUCGAAACGUGAUGCAGCAACCAUGGCCCUCGUCGAGGUACGGACCACCGGGAAGAAAAACGCACGUAUUCAGAAGGUGUUGCACCACGAAAUGUUAUGCGUGGUGCUCGCAACCCAGCUGCUCAAGCUAGGCCCGCAUUUUCGUCGAAGGCGAGAGUUCACGGUGACAUGGCUGUUCACAUCGAUUGGGAUCUGCAUGGGAGAAGCCACCAAACAACUCGCGAUGUUGCGCGAAUCGAUGAGGACCUGCAAAGAGAACGAGAAGGGCGACCUGUCGACGUGGAUGGAGGUUAUCGGGAGUUUGAACGAACACGCGGAGGCAGUCUUUACGGGGUACGAAGACAUCAUUGAGGAAAUGACGCCUGCAUAUGUGACCACGUUAAGUAUAUAUCGAGGGAGCGUGAUACGCACCUUGAGAGACAUGUGGUCCUUGUCGAAGAAGAGCGAAGACGAGAUAAAAAGUAACGACAUCUUGAAAAGUCUUGAUAGGAUCGUCGCGCGUGUGACCCUGCACCUGACUCCGGAGCUGGGAGCUAAACAUGCGCCAGAGCCGAUCCUGGGAGCAUGGAUGAUGAAUUAUAUCUGGGAAUAUCUCAUCAGGACACAGGUUGGCAUUGUGGAGAUAUGUCAUUGGUUCGAGCCUCUGCUCGAUCAUUUCCGUCGCAUCGGUGGGAGACAGCACACGAUGGACGACUGGUCUACGGUCAUGAUGUUGAACAUUGUGAAGGACCAACGAAUCGUAGAACCCGAUGCAGAUAUGGCCGUCGCAGAAAUCAUAUGGACUUACAGAAAAUCGUUUGUCAUGAGGCUGAACAAUGUGAUGCUCAACAUCGCACCUCAGCUCCCACCACGACCAAAGGACAAAGGCACAUUUGAUGACGCCGUCGCGAAAAUGGGAGAAAACGAGCAGGUCUUGUACCAAGCUUUGCAUAACAUAGUGAUGAAGAGAAAGCAAAGGAACGUCAUCAAUCCGAAGAACAUUGCAGGGGAGGCACGUACCAUUGCCGGCAUUAUGGGCCUGCACGUCACAGCUUGGGACUGGGCAUCUCCGUCCAUCAAAAACAAUACGCGAGACCUGCUUCCCACCCUGCAGGCCAUCAUUCUGGAGCGGACGCACAUGCAGAGCUAUCGUCCAAAGCUAUUGUCGGAGCCGUGGGUCGGUGCGCUCCGAAGACUCAUUGAGAUGGCCCUCGCGCAGUAUGUUCAACCCCUGCAGACAAUUGGACGAUCCGGGUUAGAGACGACUGCAGAAUGGACUUGGUGGGACGAGCUCACCAUCAGCGACAAGCAGGCAGAUCCUCAAGCUAUCAUUGAUACACUCGAAGAUGAGUCUGUGCAAGAGCAACACAAACUUGAAGAACGACUCACGCUCAAACAAGCUCAUACGGACGCGAUCCAGAAACUUAUCAACUAUGUCGCAAAUCUACCGUGUGCUAAGUCCUCGUCCUCUUCGGAUGCUCUGAUAUCAGCAGAUGUUUCGAUAGGCCUGGAAUAUUUGCUCCGGGCGGUGUUCUUGAACACAUCUAGAGCUCGAGUUCGAGAAAUGUGGGACAAUCCAAAUAAGAAGUUCAAUGUCAGCACUGAUGUCGAAGCACUGGACAUCAUUUUCCCACAAUGUGAAGCUGACAAAUUCACAACGGGAUACGACGAUGAUUACGAGGAUCCAGAAGACCACGCGGAAAUGGAAUUCAAGAACCCACGGAACAAAGGGAAGGCAAAAGAGAUCCAAGUCUCUGACGAAGCUGACGUCCCUCCUACCAUUCGACAAACACCUGCUUCCGGUUCCAAGCCUCCUGUGUCUAACGUUCCCACUACUGUCGACGGUCAGCCGCGUCCUGUACCUAAACCUCGUCCUGUGCCUCGCAAAACGCACAAUGCACCUUCCACGUCUGAGGUAACCGUACAUCCAUCCUCCGGUCAACACGACAAGGAUCCCAACGUUGAGUCUGAGGCAUCUGCCAAUGACCAGACGCGUUCAUCCACACCCGCCGUUGCCACGGUUGCCCACGCGGGUGAUAUGUCAGUACAAUCAGGGGUGUGA